Molecule: messenger RNA, 1083 nt
Organism: Phytophthora infestans T30-4
Lineage: Eukaryota; Oomycota; Peronosporomycetes; Peronosporales; Peronosporaceae
Exons: 2
Coding region: 91-1083 (330 amino acids)
Biological process (GO): regulation of cyclin-dependent protein serine/threonine kinase activity; mitotic cell cycle phase transition
Cellular component (GO): cyclin-dependent protein kinase holoenzyme complex; cytoplasm; nucleus
Molecular function (GO): cyclin-dependent protein serine/threonine kinase regulator activity
Source: RefSeq, a predicted model, not a curated record
GCCUGCGCAAGCCUCGUGUUGUAUAUUCCCCUCUGUGUCUAGUCGUUCCCCUCCAUACCUGUCAAUAUGUCUGCUGUGCCUGUGUCCACCAUGCCGUAUGAACUGCCCGAGGCGUGCGCGUCCGAGGCGCACGAGAUCAUUCAAUGGGCCCUACUCAAGGAGAAGCACUACACAGCGGUGCGUAAUCCGCUGUACCUCUCGGAGGUUCAACGCCACGGAAUGACAUCCACCUGGCGUCUGCGCGUCUGCCGCUGGAUGUUUGAGACCGCGAAGGAAUUCGAGCUACAAAUGGACACGGUCUUCGGCGCCCUGCACUUCCUGGACCAAUAUCUCAGCGUACAUUCGGUGGACCGGGUAACACUGCAGCUUCUGGGUAUGAUCUGCAUGUGGACAGCCAGCAAGAUGCAUGAGGGCAAGCCAAUCCUUCUCGAGGAGAUGGCGCUCAUGUGCGAGCGCAAGUUUUCGCGAGCACAAAUGGUCGACGCCGAGGCGCAACUCGUACGUCUCAUCGGGUUUCGCUUCAACCCCCCGAACGUCUUCACUAUGGCCCGAGACUUCGUUAACGAGCUCCCUUUCGACGGUGACGCCGACCGUCGCGCCAACUGCGUCGCCUCCGUGUUCAAUCUGCUCGAACGCGUGGUCGAGGACACGUCAUGUCUCGAUUGCACAGCCUCGAGUCUGGCUAAGGCCGCUGUUCAACUCGUUGCCAAGUCAGAAUACAACCUUACAGUCACACAGGUUCUCAAGUCUCUCAAGACGGUUAAAAUCGUGGAAAGUGCCUACCGCGCAGCCUUCAAAAUUGUGCGUGGCGCUUACUUCGGCACCCCCACAUCCAUUGAACAAGGCCCGUCGCUCCAGGACGACGAAGUGUCAUCAGACGGCAACACUCUGGACGACUCGUACCUCAUCUGUACCGAGACGCUCUCCCCGUCUCCCUCACGAGCAUCCCCUGCAUCCGUGCGAACGAGUGCAUCUACCUCAUCAACCAUCGGUGUAACUCGGACUGCGUCAUCACCAGCGCAGUCCGAACCCGAUACCAAGCGACCCAAACGCCAGCGCAAAUUGAGCAUGCAGACACAAUAG